Messenger RNA from Hypoxylon trugodes, 1965 nucleotides. RefSeq lists its product as uncharacterized. Gene Ontology annotation, molecular function: DNA binding; zinc ion binding; DNA-binding transcription factor activity, RNA polymerase II-specific. The record is from RefSeq and is a predicted model, not a curated record. The transcript has 6 exons. Lineage: Eukaryota; Fungi; Ascomycota; Sordariomycetes; Xylariales; Hypoxylaceae. Gene Ontology annotation, biological process: regulation of DNA-templated transcription; DNA-templated transcription. Bases 1 to 1965 code for a protein of 654 amino acids.
AUGGAGACAAGUUCCCGCCGUAAAGCGUGUGAUACAUGCUUCAAGAGGAAAAUUAAGUGCGAUAUGCUAAAGCCAGCAUGCUCAAACUGUCUACUAUACAAAGUACCAUGUAGUACAACUGUUAUCCGAAGGAGGACAGCUCCUGCACCUCAAAAAGAAAUAGCAAAGUCGACGAGCCCCGCCAACAGCGGAGAUAACCUAGAAGCUCGUCUUGCUCGAAUCGAAGCCAAGUUAGAUAGACUUGGUGAUUCAAGCCCCUCCGCAACAACAACAGAACAGCAUCUAUGCGGUUUUGCUAAUCAAGACGCAUGGCCUUUAUCAAAUGUAUCGCCUCUAGAACAAUCAGACGAGCAAGCCCUAGAACGCAACGACGAUCAGGGCCUACCGCCGGUAACUGAGAUAUUGCCAGUUGUGGAAGAUUAUUUCCGUGGUUUCAACGCCGCAAUGCCACUAUUCAACCAACAUCAAUUUAUGCAGAUGCUGUAUGACUUCUAUCCCGGCCAAGAACAGACCAAGAAAUCGAGAGCUGUAUGGGCUGCUAUAAAUGUAGUCCUUGCUAUUGGUUAUCGCGUUCGUCGCGUAGAGGGUGAUGACAUUCUAGCUAGGUUUAACGAGAUGAAAAUAAAGAAGUGCAUCGACAACGCUCAAAGAGAGUUGGAUGAGCUUGUCACCCGCGAGGAAGACACACUUGGUAUCCAAGUCCUCUUAGGUUUAGUUCUGCUCUUCGAAACGAGCACAGACCAAAAACCGGCGUCCGUCAUAAUUGGUACGGCGGUCCGACUGGCUCAUCGAUUGCAACUUCAUGUGAAAUCCUCUUUAUCCAACCUUCCGAUAGAUGAAGCGCGACACAGAAGUAAUGUAUUCUGGCUAUGUUAUUGCCUGGAUAAGGAUGUCAGCUUCCGCGCCAAGAUUCCUUCAAUACAGAAUGACGACGAUAUAGACCUACCUCUACCAGGAGCGGAUUUCGGUGACGAUGGCCAUUUCCUUCAGAGUAUCGACGGGCACUCGCAACUCAAUUACUUCCGUGCCAGAGUCCAACUUGCCUAUCUCGAAGGGAAAGUAUACGACUACCUACUUAGCAAUAGGUCCACCAAAAUAUCUCCGAGGACUCGCCAAGAGAGGGUAUCGCAUCUUUCUACACUUCUCGAUCAGUGGCUGCAAGCGAUACCAGCACCUUUGCAAUUUGAGAACAUAACGAGGACCUUAGAAAAGGCACCGUUGACCCACAUGAUAAUUCUGUAUCAGGCUUAUUUGUUAUGCUCUACUACGAUCAACGGUCUCUAUUCCCUUGAGUCGCCUUGGAUAAAGUCGAUCAACGGUUAUAGUAGUGCCGUUCUCUUCAACAUCGAUACUCAGGCGCAUAUUUGCACGAGACAUCAGCAACCGCUAGUGCCGCAUUACUGGGCAGCUUGUGUGACUGCUAGCCGUGCGUGCCUGAAGUUACUGGACAGUGCUCAUGAUGGAUGUAACAUGUGGUUAAGCGGCUGCGCUUAUUUCUCUUCGUUCGUUGUCUUGUUAGCUAACAUAGUUUAUUUUCCUUUGCAUGAGUUUGUGGAAUUUGACCAGAAGCUCACCGCCAACACUAUGGACCAUAUGACGAAGUUAUUGGAGCUUACCGGGUCCGAAGCCUUUAAGAAACUCCAUGUCAUUGUCGUAGGGUUAGAACAGGCGGCAACUUAUGCAGUCAAGCGGGCGAAAAAGAUUGUUGAUGAUUACGAACCUGAGCCCGAGCCUGAAUCCGAGGCGAACCUCGCACUAGACCACGACGCUCUACAUUCUCUAUCACAACAUAGUGUCUUUUCUGACCAUUUCAGCGAGAGCUUUGUUCCCCAACUCGAUACAAAUUACGCAUCUGGAUCUACUUGGCCACAGGCAUCACCCUUCGGGACCUCCGGCAUGGAUCUCGGCGGAUUUGACUUUAAUGAUGAGAUGUCGGUGCCGAUGUUUAUGCGCGAUAUCCCGUAA